AUGCAAACACUGGAGGGCCAUUCUGACUUGGUUGACUCAGUCGCCUUCUCAGGCGAUGGCCAGCUUCUAGCAUCCGGCUCUCGUGAUAAGACUAUCAAGCUAUGGGAUCCUGCCACCGGCGCUCUUAAGCAUACACUGGAGAGCCAUUCUGGCUUGGUUAGCUCAGUCGCCUUCUUAGGCGAUGGCCAGCUUCUAGCAUCCGGCUCCUAUGAUAAGACUAUCAAGCUAUGGGAUCCCGCCACCGGCGCUCUCAAGCAUACACUGGAGGGCCAUUCUGACUUGGUUGACUCAGUCGCCUUCUCAGGCGAUGGCCAGCUUCUAGCGUCCGGCUCCUAUGACAAGACUAUCAAGCUGUGGGAUCCCGCCACCGGCGCUCUCAAGCAUACACUGGAGGGCCAUUCUGACUUGGUUGACUCAGUCGCCUUCUCAGGCGAUGGCCAGCUUCUAGCAUCCGGCUCUGAUGACAAGACUAUCAAGCUGUGGGAUGCUGCCACCGGCGCUCUUAAGCAUACACUGGAGGGCCAUUCUAACUCGGUUCACUCGUCAACGGUUAAAGACGGUAUUAUAGCACUAGGUAGCACAAGUGGCAGAGUUGCUAUAAUUGCGUUCUCAGUCAUGUAA
This is a messenger RNA of Aspergillus oryzae RIB40, 621 nucleotides long. Its product is annotated as WD40 repeat domain-containing protein. The transcript is spliced from 2 exons. Gene Ontology annotation, molecular function: protein binding. Gene Ontology annotation, biological process: negative regulation of transcription by RNA polymerase II. The record is from RefSeq and is a predicted model, not a curated record. NCBI's taxonomy places the organism in Eukaryota, Fungi, Ascomycota, Eurotiomycetes, Eurotiales, Aspergillaceae. The coding region runs from base 1 to 621 and encodes 206 amino acids. Gene Ontology annotation, cellular component: transcription repressor complex; nucleus.